Vitis riparia (riverbank grape) is the source of this 453-nucleotide messenger RNA. RefSeq lists its product as uncharacterized. The record is from RefSeq and is a predicted model, not a curated record. The coding region runs from base 1 to 453 and encodes 150 amino acids. Lineage: Eukaryota; Viridiplantae; Streptophyta; Magnoliopsida; Vitales; Vitaceae. The transcript has a single exon.
AUGACCCAUGAAUCCAAUUUCUUCAGAUGUCCUGUGAAGAAUAUGGAGUCCAGGAAGCUAAUGGAUGUGUCAUCUUUCCUUCUUUUUGAGGCCUCUGGUGAUUCGGAGCAGCUUGAAUCUGAUCCUGGCAUGGCUGUUUCUGAACAUGGGAUUGAUGUAGACAAGGAUGAUGCAGAAUCAUGCAGCUGUGAUUUGUCUGAGAGUGUUGUUCAGGUUGAUGAAUUUGAUGGCUUUGAUGCUGAAGGUUAUGAUGAUUAUUGUGAUGUUGAGGAGGAGGAGGAGGAGGAUGGAAAUGAUCAAACUUGGACUAGUAAGCCAGUGGGGCCGCAGAGAUUCGCAGUUGGAUUAACGCCUGGAGACAGAAAAUCGAGCGUCUGUGUUGAUUCAACUGAAGGGGAGGGUAAAGAGAUGGAGAAGAACAGGCUGUUUUGGGAAGCUUGCUUGGCUUCUUGA